ACUAGACAUUUGUUUCUGUCAAGGUUAUUAUUUCAGUAAGCCAGUUAAUUGCUGAUGUUGUUGGAAUUGGAGGAACUAGAUUUCAGCAGUCCCUGUCCAUCAUCAAUAAUUGUGCCAAUCACGACAAAAUUAUUAAGCACACUACGUUCCCUUCUGAUGUAAAGGAUUUAACAAAACGUAUUCGUACAGUACUGAUGGCUACAGCUCAGAUGAAGGAGCAUGAGAACGAUCCCGAAAUGCUUGUAGACCUCCAGUACAGUUUGGCAAAGUCUUACGCUAGUACACCUGAGCUAAGGAAGACGUGGUUGGACAGCAUGGCAAGGAUCCAUGUUAAAAAUGGGGAUCUUUCAGAGGCAGCAAUGUGCUAUGUUCAUGUAGCAGCACUGGUUGCAGAAUAUCUCACACGGAAAGGGAUGUUUAGGCAAGGCUGUAUUGCCUUCAGAGUAAUCACACCCAAUAUAGAUGAAGAAGCUUCAAUGAUGGAGGAUGUCGGGAUGCAAGAUGUUCACUUCAACGAAGUAAGUAAACAUCAGCAUGUAAGAACUGAUGCACAUUAAAGCGCCAUUUGUUUU
Tympanuchus pallidicinctus (lesser prairie-chicken) is the source of this 572-nucleotide messenger RNA. RefSeq names its product dedicator of cytokinesis protein 9-like. Gene Ontology annotation, molecular function: guanyl-nucleotide exchange factor activity. Bases 195 to 557 code for a protein of 120 amino acids. The transcript is spliced from 4 exons. The record is from RefSeq and is a predicted model, not a curated record. Gene Ontology annotation, biological process: small GTPase-mediated signal transduction; positive regulation of GTPase activity. Lineage: Eukaryota; Metazoa; Chordata; Aves; Galliformes; Phasianidae.